Aspergillus lentulus is the source of this 489-nucleotide messenger RNA. NCBI's taxonomy places the organism in Eukaryota, Fungi, Ascomycota, Eurotiomycetes, Eurotiales, Aspergillaceae. The record is from RefSeq and is a predicted model, not a curated record.
AUGAAUGUUACAACCUUGUCCCUGCUGGCCCUGACGAAGUAUGCCAGCGAAAACACAGCAGAUGUUCUGGGCCGGAAGGCCGAAGCAAGUGUCUUCCUGGCGGAGUUCGUGGGUAUUCACAUGGCGGUGGAGAUGGGUCGACUCCAGGGCGGCCGGGAGGUGACGAUCUUCUCGGACAGCCAGACCGCCAUCCAGGCGAUAGAUGGACCCCAAGCCACAGGGCAGCAGGCCAUCAGCAUGAUUGCCAAGGAAUGGGAUACACUUCGGACACGAGGAGUCCAUGUGGUCAUACGCUGGAUCUCGGGCCGUCAGGGAAUUGAGGGCAAUGAAAUCGUAGAUAAGGCUGCAAAGGAGGCUACAGGAUGGAGGCUCGUGCGGAAUACAAGGACGAGACGUCCAUACCAACACCGACUUGACGACUCCAAGACUGGGGCGUCUCAGGCCAACCCGGUCAGCUCUCAACAGAAAGCUGAAAGCACAAGUCUAUGA